Molecule: messenger RNA, 1152 nt
Organism: Magnolia sinica
Lineage: Eukaryota; Viridiplantae; Streptophyta; Magnoliopsida; Magnoliales; Magnoliaceae
Product: transcription repressor OFP5-like
Exons: 1
Coding region: 1-1152 (383 amino acids)
Biological process (GO): negative regulation of DNA-templated transcription
Source: RefSeq, a predicted model, not a curated record
AUGAGCACCAACAAACCCAAAUCCCGACCUGCAAAAACCAUGCAAAAAACAAGACCAAAAUCACCCAAGAGUCCUUCCUUGCCUGUUUGUUUUAGACAUUCUCGGCAAUCCCAAGGCCGCUGCAGCUUCCAUGUCAGUUCAGUUCCCAACCUUCCUGUCUCGCCCGAGAUUCUUGAUAGAAGGGCUGAUCAGGACCUCACCGUGGAAUCUGAAGACACUUUCUGGCAAUUCUCUUUUUUAAAGCAAAGCAAUGAAUGCAAGGAGAAUAAAGAUGUUCCCGAAGGCAAUCUUGAGGUUGGAUGCUUGAGUGGCGUGAGUUGCGGGUCGAAUGGUAAAUUGAUGGGAAAUGGACCGAGUUGCAAAUUCUUGGAAUCUCAGAAGUUCGGCGACAUGCUCGCUGACAUCCGAAAGACAAAAUUGCGGGAGAAUAAAAGACCGGAGAAUGUAGAAGAUCAGAAGGAAACGGGAUUCAAAGCACCACCACCGGUAAUUGUUAAAGAAAGGAAAUUAAGAAUAGCAGAUCAAAGAACAGAAGAACACAUGACAUAUCAGAGAGGACCGAAAAGUGAGCAAAAGGCAUCGGGGCUAAUAUCAGGAAGAACAGUUGCUUUAGAUUCAAGAAAAUCAUACCAAGGAGUUGCACAUGAGCCUGCAAAUUCAACUCUGUCCAUGCAGAGAUCGGCAAGACAUCAGAUCAUUGAGGCUCUCCUGUCGAAAAGCGAGGAACAGAAAAUUGGAGGAGCAAAAUCGUCCCACAGGAAUGGGGAAUCGCAGCAAAGGAAAAUCAGACAGAGAUUGAAAAACAGAGUUCUUUCCCCAAGAACAGCAUCAAGGAUCGAGAUCUGUAAAAUAAGAGCUCUUGAGGAUUUAAAGAAAGCGAGGAAGAAGAGAGAGGCAGAGAUGGUGAGAGCUUUCGAGAGCUUUGCAGUGGUGAAGUGCUCAUUUAAUCCUCAGGAGGACUUUCGAGAAUCGAUGAUUGAGAUGAUCCUUGAGAAUGGGAUCGGACAGCCGGAAGAGCUCGAGAGCCUCCUGGCUUGCUAUCUGUCUUUGAAUUCAGAAGAAUACCAUGAUGUCAUUGUAAAGGUUUUCAAACAGGUAUGGUUCGAUUUGAACCGACCAGGUUCCAUUUCUGACAUAGAAAAGGUGGAUUAG